UAUUUUAAUAAUUAAAAAUGAAAUUAUGAAAGAAAGCCGUGACAAGAGGGAUUGGAAAAUUCGUUAUACCGCUAAAUUUUUGAAAGUUUUUAAGGAUGACAAAGAUUGUGAAUGUACCAAUAAUAAUUAUUUAUUUACAUCUGCAAAUGAGGGCCUUUGUGGUGUUUAUCUUCAAAAUGACACUGAAUAUUUAAAUUUUGGAUAUUAUCUAAACGGAGAAAGAUAUAUAGGCGUACAUAAGUGGAGAGAGACAUAUAGGUGUGGAUAUAAUAUUGAAUUGAAUUAUGUACCCGAAGAAAUUAAGAGAGAUUUAAAUAAUGGAGCUUUUGACGAUUAUUGUAAAUUACAAACAACAAACACUUCAAAAAUAUAA
Meloidogyne enterolobii is the source of this 373-nucleotide messenger RNA. Lineage: Eukaryota; Metazoa; Nematoda; Chromadorea; Rhabditida; Meloidogynidae. The record is from the annotation of a GenBank genome assembly.